UAAGAGUCAACAGAAAUAAAAGAAGGCGGAGAGGAGAAUUAUAUAAGUCACAAAGUCAGGUUCCUGGUAUUAAUUCAGGUGAGAAGACCCAGAACCCUCUUUCGAAAUAUUACAGCCAACACGGAGAGAAUUAACUAAACAAAGUGCUUGUAAGCAAUACCAAUGAAGGCCAGAUUAAAGUUGAAUAUAAGCCAUUAGAGAGGCUGAAGAAUUAUGAUUUGGCGAAGAUUGUCCAGAAAUAUCAAAAGCCUAGCUCUGAAAUUGCUACAAAUUGGACCACAAUGUUUUCAAGUACCAGAAAUGAUAAUUCUCAGCAAAAUCUGAAGAUCUCCAACCUUCUUCGGUUUAGCAACACUAAUUCAAACUUCCAGUUAAAUAAAUCUCCAAAGCGCGACACUUUGCGGAGAAAACAAAGUACUGGAAAGAAAUGGGAUAACUUUUUGUUCACUAAAAAGAAUUACCAAGAAAUUAACUCAAGUGAUCUGAAAACAGCCCAAAAACCAAAAAUUUAUGAUAAAAAAAUUAGAAGACCUUACUCACUAGACAAUUCAGUUAUGGAACAGCCAAAGAACAAUAAAAAGGCUAAUAAAAAUUCACGGUCCUUACCUAGGUUCAAAUUUGAUUCCACAAAGCCCUUCUUGGGCAAAUUUUAUUAUGAAAAACGCAAGAGUGAACUAACCAAUAGACUUGGUUUGACAACAGGCAAGACUAAAUCUGCUCAAAAUAGCCAAAUCUUAGACUCAAAAAACUCCAAAGAUGUAUCAUUGGUAGAUAUCUGCAAGAGGAUGGAGUUUAAGUUCAACAAGUACAAAUAGAGACAGGGAGAAGUACUUCCAAACUCCAGAAGAAAAAGAAAGAAUCACUCUUAGCAAUGUUCAGAAAUACUUCCCAAAGAACCUAAUCCAGCAGAUAAAAGAGGAGAUGAACAAUAGAAUGCUCAAGAAAAAGAUAGAGGAUAUUGGACAAGAGAAUAACCGUACAGAACUAUGAAAUCUAGUUAAGAAUUACGAUAAAGAGCCUAUAUAUCUUUCUCUGAAUAAUAUAGAGAGAUAUUUACCGCAGCAUGAGAAAAUUGAUAGGAAAAUGGAAUUCGAAAAUGAGCAACUCACCCCAACAUCUCAAAAUGAGCCUAAACGAAGGUGGCUGAAAGUUAGUGAUGGGUUUGUAGACUCUUUUCCUAUACAAUAGAGAGAUUUGUUCAGAAUAUUAGAAUUCAAUAUA
Moneuplotes crassus is the source of this 1221-nucleotide messenger RNA. The record is from the annotation of a GenBank genome assembly. Lineage: Eukaryota; Ciliophora; Spirotrichea; Euplotida; Euplotidae.